CUUUCCAUUCAAUGUUAUUUAUUUUUUUUUAUUUUUUUUUUUAUUUCUUUUUUUAUUUAUGGUUAUGCACUUCAAUGUCUAUAAUCAUGAAAAGAGAACAACAAUAUACAACUUCGGAAGACGAUCAUAUUGAAGAAACCAAUUUAUCGGAAGAAGCUAAAGACAAAAAGAGACUUCGGAUAACAAGAGCUUGUGAUUUUUGUAGAAAGAAAAAAGUGAAAUGUUACUUCACUCCCGGAAAGGCAUGUACAAAUUGUGUAUCUUAUGGUAUCACUUGUGAAUUCAAUGAUGGAGCAAAAAAACGAGGUCCACCGAAAGGAUAUAUCGAAGCUUUAGAAAAACGAAUACGACAAAUUGAAUCAGCUCUUACUUCUAUGCCCAAUAACAAAUCUACACCUUCGAUAUCAAACCAAACAACAGUCAAUGAGUUUCAACAAGAUGCAUCGAUUCCAGUUCAUAAAAAGACAGCAGCUGGUGGUCAAUCAGAUAGUGUACAAUAUUUGGGUGAUCUAUCAAGUUUUCAAUUCUUCUCCAAUAAAAUUAAGCUGGAUGGUUCUGAAAAGAUUUGGAAAGGUCAACGUAUACGUAAAUUUGGAAAACAAGUCGUAUUAGUAGGUGAUAUGGAAACAUCUCAAUUAAAUGCUAAUGAAGUUGGUCAAUAUAUGGUUCCUGUACCCAAAAUCAAAACUCUUUUUCCUGGAAAAGAUAUUAACAAUUGGAUAUAUUCUGUUUCUGGUGUUGAUAAUCAUACAAGUGAUCGAUUACUUAAAAUUUAUUUUGCAAAUGUACAUCCAGUUCUUCCUGUGGUCAAUAAAACAAACUUUUUGAAACAAUAUCGAGAUCAGUGUGAUUCUUAUCCUGCACCAGAUUUAUUGAAUGCUAUGUUUGGUGCUGCAGCAAGAUUUGUGGAGUGUGAAUCUCAAUAUCGCGAUCAUAAUCAAUUUCAGCCUCCUGAUAUGGUAUGGGAUGUACCGCUUGGUUGGUCUGAUCACUUUUUUGAACAAUCUCAAGCCUUUAUCACUCAAACUUCUACUCUGGCUACACUUUCAAAGGUACAAUCUAUUAUUCUGAUUCAUAAUCAUAGUGGCAAUUUGGAUUCAAAAUCAUCGGCUUGUUGGCUUUUAGGUGGUUUGGCUGUACGUCUGGCUCAAGGUCUUGGAUUAUAUCGUGAUUGUGAAGAAUGGGAUAUACCUGAUAGUGAAAAGGAAACUCGUAAACGUGUAUGGUGGGCACUUUAUGUGACAGAUAGAUUCCAUUCUGCUUCACUUGGUCGUCCUAUCAGUAUUCGUGAUGAAGAUACAGAUGCUGGUUACCCUGAUGCAUCAACCACUUGGAAAGAAGUAAUGGAUGAACCUGAUGAUGAUGAAGAUUGUGAUGGACCAAGGUUUCCUUCUGCAACUCACAAACCCGAAAAUGCUACUGAAAAAGUGGAAAUAUAUCAAUUAUUUAUUCAAUUGGUCAAGUUAUCUGAAAUACUUGGACGGAUUUUACAGGGGUUAUAUACACCAAAAGCACAACGACUUAGUCAUGAACAAGGUAGCGAUGCUAUUGUUACAAGAUUGGAUCAUGAAUUGACUGAAUGGCGGUUUGGAUUCCCCAAGGCAUUACAACGAACAAAUUUUGGCGACUUUGAUGAAAAUACUGGUUACUUGUCUCCUGUCAUAGCUACCAUACUUAUCUGCUAUUAUGGCUUAUUAGUACUUCUUCAUCGACCUUUUAUUGAACGUGCUGGAACUGGAAAAUCAAAAGCAACACCCUCAUAUUCAUCCUUUAGAAUUGGAAGUAGUGCAGCUACUCGUGGAAUUAGAAUUGCCUCUCAAAUGGAACCUCGUGACUUUUUGAUGUUUCCUUAUGCUUUCAGUUUAUACCCUGUCUUGCAAUGUUGCUUGAUUCAUAUGUACAACACCAAAAACCCAGACACUAGAAUCGCUGGACCAGCAAAGGUGGAUUUGGCUACUGGUCUUAAUUUGAUCAAUCGAUUGAAAAAAAUGUCUCAUAAUGCCAACAAGUUACAUAGUCUCUUGGAAACGAUCAUGGAAAACAACAGUAUCAUAUUGAAUCAGAAUCAUGAUAUGGAUUCAUCACAGCGAACAUCACCAAAAACAACAACAGCAACAAACACGCACAACAAAAAUAUAGUACCAUCUCGAAUUUCUGAUGUAGGUAGAGGUAUGAUGCCUUUAGGAUCUUCACCAAAAGGAUCGCCAACAUUACAAGAUCAGCAACGAUUUUCACGGACAUCUCAAACUACUGGAUCAUCACCUCCUGUUAUGCAGAAUUUCACAACGCCUCUUUUAUUUCAACAAUCUUUGGAAAUGGGUUCACUUGCUGAUAUACCAUCAAUGUCUACUUCUCCAUCACCAACCUCACUUACGGAAGCAUUUAGUUUGAAACAAUUUGGAUUUGAUACUCCGGGAGAUCCUAACCAACUAGAUUUCACUAUGCAAGAUGUAUCUGCAUUCUCAAGGAUGAACUAUUUACCACCAAUGCCUGGAUAUCAAUCUGAUCAACAACCACAACCUAACAAGAACAUUUACAUCAAUCAUCCCCCUAUGGAAAAUAACAAUCAAGAUGGCAAUACUGCAUUCCGUUAUAAUCCAAACAAUCCUUUCUUUGGCAUACCAUCAUCUAUGGACUGGUCAGAUAUUGCAUGGAAUCAAACCAACAUCUUCAAGUGAUCUAGUGUAGUUUAUUCAUUUAUAUUUUACAUAGUUUCUUCUCUUUUUUUUUUUUUUUUAUUAUUGUAUAC
Molecule: messenger RNA, 2749 nt
Organism: Halteromyces radiatus
Lineage: Eukaryota; Fungi; Mucoromycota; Mucoromycetes; Mucorales; Cunninghamellaceae
Product: fungal-specific transcription factor domain-containing protein
Exons: 10
Coding region: 12-2678 (888 amino acids)
Biological process (GO): regulation of DNA-templated transcription; DNA-templated transcription
Molecular function (GO): DNA-binding transcription factor activity, RNA polymerase II-specific; zinc ion binding; DNA binding
Source: RefSeq, a predicted model, not a curated record